Messenger RNA from Scleropages formosus (Asian bonytongue), 4377 nucleotides. RefSeq names its product adrenoceptor alpha 2B (gene adra2b). The record is from RefSeq and is a predicted model, not a curated record. NCBI's taxonomy places the organism in Eukaryota, Metazoa, Chordata, Actinopteri, Osteoglossiformes, Osteoglossidae. Gene Ontology annotation, molecular function: alpha2-adrenergic receptor activity; epinephrine binding. Gene Ontology annotation, cellular component: plasma membrane. Bases 923 to 2482 code for a protein of 519 amino acids. Gene Ontology annotation, biological process: G protein-coupled receptor signaling pathway. The transcript has 2 exons.
UGUUCUGCCCAAGUUGAGAGAGAGAGGGAAAGAGAGAUGCGCGCAGCCCGCUGACUUCUCGCUUCGUCUCUUCGAAUGCGCCGCGAUCGGCCGGUGCGGUGGGAGGAGAGUUUUUCUCUUCUUCUUCUUCUUUUUUUCUUCCCACCGCUGACGCCAUCCUGACAUCAUUUGAGCCCUAAAAGCGGCGCUGUGAGGCGCGCCGCCGCUCAGGUCGGGCGGAGUCCCGCACGUUCCCGCGCUUCCCAGCACGUUGCUCCUCCGCGCACGAGCGGAGCGCCCUGCCGCCGGUGAUGGGAGCGCGCGCGAGGAGGACGCGCUGAGCCGCACGCGGGACGAGCCGCGAGGAGCAGCGCGCGGCUGGACAGCGAGCGAGUCAGCGGCGGUGUCCCUGACUGGACGGAAGAGCAAGAGGAGCGGCGUGCGAGCGCAAACGCCGCGGAGUCACUCAGCGUGUGCGUUAGUAGUGCGGAGGCUCUGCUGCAGCCCGCGGGACAACAGGUGGACAUCAUCAUCGCGGAGCGUCACGCGCACCGUGGACAAGAGAGACAGCAGCAGCCCCUGAACCCACCCCCCGCUGGACACAAGCAACUCUGCGGUGUCCGGAACGUCACUUCGCAGCCGAAGCACCCGCAGCGUAGUUACGCGCGGACACCGGGCGUGCGUCUCGCCUCUCGACGAGAGUCUCGUUCAGCUUCCGAGACAUAGGCUAUAAUACAUUACGCGCAGACGAAGUGUUGAAGUUGGGCGCGUGACACGGCGAUCUGCGAAUGAUCCGCGCGGAGCGCUGCGUGUGGGGAACUCUGGUGAACCCAAGCGAGCUCUCAUGAAGUUGCUGAGCAUCUCCCUCGUGGUGCGUAGCGGUGGCGCGUGUUCAACACAGAUCUGAGGAGCAUCGUUCUUGUGUUUCUCACACGGUCUCCUCAUGGCCGCCGUACCAGACGGAGCCUGCGGAAUGGGCUCGGAGCAUGGCAUCAGGAACGCCAGCGUUGGAGGAGCCAGCAGUGCCACUCCCCACUGCAACCAGAGCCUCCCCCCCUACUCUCCCGAGGCCACUGCUGCCUUCGCCACAGCCAUCACGUUGAUGGCUCUCUUCACGAUUGUGGGCAACAUCCUGGUAAUCAUCGCUGUGCUCACCAGCCGCUCGCUGCGAGGACCUCAGAAUCUUUUCCUGGUGUCCCUGGCGGCGGCAGACAUCCUGGUGGCCACACUCAUCAUCCCCUUCUCCUUGGCCAAUGAGCUCAUGGGCUACUGGUACUUUCGAUCGGUGUGGUGUGAGAUCUACCUGGCACUGGAUGUACUUUUCUGUACCUCCUCAAUUGUGCACUUGUGCGCCAUCAGCCUGGACCGCUACAUGUCCAUAUCCCGCGCCGUCACGUACGGCUCCCAGCGCACACCUCGCCGAAUUAAGGCAGCCAUUCUGGUGGUGUGGCUCAUCUCUGCCAUCAUUUCUUUCCCACCACUGCUCUCCAUGAACAAAAGUAAGGGGGGCGCAGGUGGUAAAGACAUGCCGCAGUGCAUGCUCAAUAACGAGCGGUGGUACAUCCUGUACUCGACCAUUGGCUCCUUCUUUGCCCCCUGUCUUAUCAUGAUCUUGGUGUACAUCCGCAUUUAUCAGAUUGCUAAGCAACGUACCCGCUGCCCCCCAGGGGACCAAAAGAAAGAGUGUACAACUACCGCCACUCCUCAGAAAACUCGUUCCCGGACCCAACAGAAUGGAGGCAAUGAUGCCAGUCCCGCCACUCCACAGAAAAGCCAUACGAAAGCUAGGCCACCCAACCUUACUGUGCCACUCUCACCGUCCUCACUGCCAACCAAGAGAUCUGCCAGUCCCCAAAAUUUGCUGCAGCCCCCCUCGCCCUCUCCGGCCACCACCCCUACCACCCCUACCUCACCACCAGGCCGCAUCUCGUCACUGCUGCCCUGCCGCCCAUCCGCUAAUCCAGCAGAUACUAGAUCCAAAGGCGGUAGGAAAGCAAAGAGGAUAGGUAAGAGGCCGGUCAACAACAACGGCGAUAGUUCCAGCUCCGGAUCAGAAACUGAUCCGGGGCCUGGAGAGGGGGGCCAUGGGGUCCCUGCUGCAUCUCCAGGCCCUGGAAUCCAUUCUCCAGCCUCGGUACAAAAGUACAGGGACAUGAUUGCUACGUCGAAGGGGGCUGUGCUGGCAGGUCGCAGGGACAAGCCAGAAGGCACGCCAAACUCACGGCGCAAGGCCAUGGUGAACCGUGAGAAGAGAUUCACCUUCGUGCUGGCAGUAGUGAUUGGGGUGUUUGUGGUCUGCUGGUUCCCGUUCUUCUUCUCCUAUAUUCUGCAAGCCAUCUGUCCAGAAGUCUGCACUCUCCCAGAGCCCGUCUUCAAGUUCUUCUUCUGGAUCGGCUACUGCAACAGUUCCCUGAACCCAGUCAUCUACACUAUCUUCAACAAGGACUUUCGCAGGGCUUUCAAGAAGAUCCUCUGCAAGAACACCAAGGGCACGUUCUUCUAACAGGCGCGAACAUUGCGCUCGGUUGGCAAGUUAAGGAUGUUCGGAACAUUUAUAGGGACAGGUAUGUUCACCCAGUGAGAGCAUACUGCAAAUUUGAGUACGCAAUCAAAAAAAUCAAUAGGGCUACGUGGGGGAAAAAGCGACUGACGGACAUUUUAGAACAAGAUUUCGUUGACUGAUUGCGAAUUACAAGCUCUGCACGGGACAAAGAGGGAUGCCAAGGGUUGCGAAAUAGACAAGGAAGACCAGUGGGUUUCUUUUGAAGCACUGGAUGAAGUGAGACUUGCGCUUGCAUUGCUCUUGUUCCUCGCAUUUUCAAAAGACCAGCCCUCAGGGAUGUCCACAGCAUGGGUUCCUGCACACAUUUAAUACAAAUGAGAGAUGGUGGUAUUAGGUUUUGUUCUCCUUUUCUAGCGAUUGAAGCGUCUCCUCUUCUUAAAAACGUCACUUGACGAGGAGCAAAAGUCAUCUCCUUAACUCAUUUUUUUUGACUUGUGAGGAAACGUUCGAUCCCUCGGUUUGCAUGCUGCGUUUUAACGAUACAAAAUGCAGCCGACGACUUCGGGAGCCUGAAAUUAUACUUUAGCAGUGCGACAGCUAUGGAUCGUUCUUUUUUUAAUACGCUUGUGCGUCUGUACGUGUGUUUGCAUGGCACUGCCAGAUUUUAUCCAAUAUAGCCAACACAUCUUGGAUUGUGUCUCUGCUGUGGAACUGCAACAACUCCGAAAUGAACGAAAACAGCAUUAUGACCUCAAGAGGAGCCGGUUACACGUGAAGACGUUCGGAGGGUCUUAUGGUUGAGACCGUGUUCCCGACCCUGAAGAUUGCCUCCCGCACUCCCGAGGUCCUGAGAAACAAUCGCAUAAGUUAUAUGAUGUGUUUAUGUGGAUUUUGUCCCCUUUUCCCGGGAAUGACGUUAUUUGUGUGCUGUAGGGGAGAGGAGAUGUGCCUGCACUGACUGAAAGGCUCCGGCACUGUGCUUCACCAAAUAAAGGUAUCGGUUCUCUUUUGUGUUUCUCACGUACAGGACAGACUGUGAAUAUUAGACAGAUGCUUUCUUUGACUCGGAUGAUGGUAAUUCAUAGUAAAACUGGGACGCCUUCUCUGUGUGUGUGUGUUUGCUUGCCUGUUGGACAGCGACAAGUCUAACAGCACCCAAUCUAAUAGCACAAUAAGAAGUUGUGGGCUUAAAUAAACAUUGUAGACAGUCUCAAUGCCCUUACUGCUGUGUGUGUGUGUGAGAGAGAGAGAGAGAGAGAGAGAGAGAGAGAGAAACCCUAUCAUGAAUGGAGGUCUUCUUUUACAGCUCCAGCAAUGGUUCAGUAGAGCUGUGGGGGGGGCCGUCAAUCCGGAACGGUAGCAUAUGUGCUGACCCUGAGAAGUGUGUUGACUGUGAUGAUGAAUGUUUUGAGUUAUUUAUUGCUUUAGGUUUUAUGUCGCAGUUUAAGUCCGUCAACACUUCAGAUAUUUUCUAUGGUUUCCUUGAAGCGCGCACCUUUUUUUUUCAGCAAAGCAUCUAUCUGCCGUAAAAUAAAUAAAUGAGAGUCUAUAUGUAAAAAUACAUACCUUUUACGUAGCCACGUGUUUUCUGAAUUAAUUUAAAUUAUUGAAAUGUAAUGUUUGAAUAAUUUAAGGGGUAACUGAAAAAACUGAAAAACACAGCACAAAAGCACCGAAGGGCUGCCCGCAGUUUUCAUGUUAUUCUGACGUGUCCGUCUUUUUAUUUUAGUGACCUGUUUUAUGCUGCACUUGAGAAAGUCAGAAGUCGUUUUGCAGUUGCGCUCUUCUCGAAUGUACUGCGACAUGGUUGUGGAUUAUUAUUUUUCGCUUGGUUUUUUUCUCCAGGGUGCAACAUACCGGUGGUUUGUUCCCAUUGCUUGCAAAAUAAAGCAGUU